Colletotrichum tamarilloi is the source of this 774-nucleotide messenger RNA. RefSeq lists its product as uncharacterized. Gene Ontology annotation, cellular component: extracellular region. Bases 1 to 774 code for a protein of 257 amino acids. The transcript has 2 exons. NCBI's taxonomy places the organism in Eukaryota, Fungi, Ascomycota, Sordariomycetes, Glomerellales, Glomerellaceae. The record is from RefSeq and is a predicted model, not a curated record.
AUGAAGUUCACCACUCCCAUCGUCUUCCUCGCCGCUGGCGUCAUUGCGACCCCUACCCCCGAGCUCUGCGCGCGUGAGCUCAGCCAGGUCAACACCAUCAUGACCACCGUCCUCAAUGGCAUCCAGAGUCUUGAUGGUUCGAUCUGCGCCUACGCUGGCGGUGAUGGCAAGGACCUCGAGGAUGCCUCUUCCACCAUGCUCACCACCAUCCGCACUGCCACUUACAACGCGGUUGCCAUGUUGGCUCUGACCAUGGAUGAGGCCAUCGCCUUCCAGCCCCUCUCUGACGAGCUCAACGCCGCUGGCGACAAGCUUCUUGUUGACCUGAGCGACAAGGUUCCUUCGUUCGCCCAGGCAGGUAUCUGCGACAGCACUCUUUCCUGGGUUGCUCAGAUUGGCGGAAACGUCCACACUUUGAUGACCUCCAUCUCCACCAAGUUCCCUGCCGGUGGCAAGGGUGGCGAUGAAAUCACUCACUUCGAUGGUAUCUUCCAGGAGAUGCAGGACAAGCUCAGCACCUGCGCUACCGCCGGCAAGGGUUCCUCCGGAUCUUCCGGCAGCUCCUCCGGCACCGGCACCGGCAACGACAACAAGGGUGUCGGAACCGCCACCAAGGCCGUCACCGCCGCUACUGCCACCGCUUCCGUUACUGCCCACACCAACGGCACCCGCGGUGCUUCUCCCACCGCCACCACCGUUGUCACUGCCGGCGCUGCGCUGAUGACCUUCUCCGGUGCCGGCUUGGCUGCCGCCAUCUUCGCUCUCCUUCUGUAA